AUGGGCGGCGCUCCCACUCCGGCAGCUCCGGCGUCCAGCUCCUCCUCCUCUUCUGCCGCAGCCGCCGGCGUCGCCUCGCUCUCCCUCAGCGCGCCCGGCCCCUCGCGGCGCACCUCGCGCUCGCGCACGCCGCCGCGCCUCUACCUCGCCGUCGACUGCGGCGGCACCAAGGCGGCCGCCGUCGUCUGCGAUGGCAGCGGGCGCGUGCGCGGCCGCGGCUUCGGCGGGCCGGCCAACUACACCGACGUCGGCCUGGCGGCCUUUCUGCGCAGCGUCGACUGCGCCGUGCCACCGGCAGAGCAGCUGGACGCCGCGCGGCUGUCUCCGCCCACGGGCGUGGCGCCGGCCGAUGGCUCGCCGGCGCCGUUCGAGGCGGCGUGGUUCGGCAUUGCGGGCGUCGACAGUGCGGCAGACGUCACUGCGCUCUCGCCGCACCUGGCCGCGCUGCUGGGCCUGCCAUACCCCUCGCCGCGCCUCAUCGUCGCAAACGACACCUCGCUGCUCGCGGCGCCCGUGACGGACCCGGCGCACGCGCACAUUCGCUCCGGCGUCGUCGUGAUUGCCGGCACGGGGAGCAUUGUGAUGAGCUUUGGGCAGAGCGACACGGGCCUGCUCAAGACGCUCGGCCGCGUGGGCGGCUUUGGCUGGCUGCUGGGCGACGAGGGCAGCGGCUAUGCAGUGGGGCGCGAUGCAGUGCGGCUGGUGCUCGACCAGGCCGAUCGGGAACGUCUGCUUGCCGAGCCUGGCACGUCGAGUUGCUCGCCUGUGCGCUGUGGGGAAGAGCAGGUCGAGACGGCCGAGCAUCGCCUGCGCGACCGCAUCCUCAAGCACUGGGGCCUGUCCUCCACAGACGACCUCCUCAACGCCGUCUAUUCCAACGACACGCCGCCGUCGUUCCCCGCCAUUGGCGCCUCUGCCGCGCCGUCCCGCAAGCACCGCCUCGCCUCGCUCGCGCCGCUCGUCUUCCAUCUCGCCUUUGCGCACACCGACGCGACAUGCCUUGCCAUUCUUCGUCGACAAGCACGAGCAAUCGCAGAGCAAGUGUGCGAAGUGCUCCGUCCCGGCCCGAGCUCGGCCGCACAUCUGCGCGCCGACCGCAGCGUGCUGUGCUGCGGCGGCAGUCUCGUCGGCGUGGCGCGCUACCGCGCCGUGCUCGAGGAGGAGCUGGCGCGCCUGGGCGUCGUCUUUGCGCGCGUCGAGUACGUCGGCGAUCCGGCUAUGCGCGGCGCUGCGGCACUGGCGGGCGUGUGGGAGGCGAAGCAGACGGCGCCGUAG
Messenger RNA from Tilletiopsis washingtonensis, 1275 nucleotides. RefSeq lists its product as hypothetical. The transcript has 3 exons. Lineage: Eukaryota; Fungi; Basidiomycota; Exobasidiomycetes; Entylomatales. The coding region runs from base 1 to 1275 and encodes 424 amino acids. The record is from RefSeq and is a predicted model, not a curated record.